GCAGCCCGCCCCAAGGAGCAGGACGCAGCAGCCAGCCCCGUCUCCUGCCAGGAGUGUCCUUUCACCCCAGAGCAAACAGUGACAUGUGGAAGGUCUGAGCCCUCUCCCACCUUCGCCGGGACACCAUGGACACUGAAGCCGUGCAGCCCCAGGAGGCUUCGCUAACGGUCAACGAGCAGGUUAUUGUCAUGUCCAGCCAUGAAACCAUCCGAGUGCUGGAGGUUGGCGUGGACACCCCGCUCCCGGCCGAGGAGGACCGGAAACCCUUGGAGAUGCCACCAGGGGAGGUAGCACGGGGCUCCCCGGGAAAGACCGGCCACCCAGGCAGAGAGGAGGUCCCACACAGCACCCAGAGCUCAUGCAGCGGGGAGGCAGCCGGCAAAGCCAAACCGGCGGCCAGAGCAUCACCCAGCACCGUCCCCUCCGUCGGCACCUUCAGCCACGCCACGAGCCAGCAGCCGCAGACGUUGGCCCCGCUGGCCGUGCAAGCGACCCCGCAGGUCUUGACUCAGGAAAACUUAGCAACAGUUGUGACAGGAGUAAUGGUUCCAGCAGGGACAGUUACUCAACCUCUUCUUAUCCCCAUCAGUAUUGCAGGUCAAGUGGCAGGUCAGCAGGGGCUGGCUGUGUGGACAUUUCCUACAGCAACGGUCGCUGCCCUUCCCGGAUUGACGGCUGCUUCUCCUACAGGGGGAAUUUUCAAACCGCCUAUAGCCAAUUUGCAAGCCGCUGCCGUACUGAACACAGCCAUCCAAGCGCCGGUGCAGCCUGCCCAGCCGCUGCAGGCUGCGGUCCAGCCCCGGCCCCCCCUCCAGACCCCUGGCGUCUUCCCCACCGCGCCCAGCCAGCCCCCCAUCCUGCCACAGCCCGCUGCAGCACCCACGCCGCCCGUGGCCAAGCCGUUAGAGACGCAGACCCAGAUCACCGUCCAACCUGCUGGAUUUGCCUUUAACCCUGGCAUAAUCAGCGCGGCUUCUCUCGGGGGCCAAACCCAGCUCCUCGGCUCCUUGGCAGCCGCCCCCGUGAUCGCAAACACCAUCUCCAGCGUGCAGGGCAUCACGGGCCAGAUCCUGACCAACGCCCAGGGCCAGGUGAUCGGGACCCUGCCGUGGGUGGUGAACCCCCCCGGGAUGGCGGCAGCCAGCCCAGCCCCGGCCGCUCUGCCGGCCCAGAACCUGCAGGUACAGACGGUGACGCCCCAGCUGCUGCUCAAUGCCCAGGGCCAGGUCAUCGCCACGCUGGCCGGCAGCGCCAUCCAGGCGGCCGCCAUCAAGAAAACCGGCACCCCCGAGCCCCCCCCCAAGAACGAGGUCCAGCCCAUCCAGCCGGCCCCAGCUCUCUCCCAGCCGGCCGUGGUGAUGGCAAAUCCUGCCCCGGCAGCAAAGGCUUCUUCUGUGCCCGUCCCUAUCACCUGCUCAGAGACCCCCACCGUCAGCCAGCUGGUCUCCAAGCCCCCGGCUCCCAACAGCAGCGCGGAGGAGGAUGGGAUUAACCUGGAGGAGAUCCGGGAAUUCGCCAAGAACUUCAAGAUCCGACGUUUGUCCCUCGGCCUGACGCAGACGCAGGUGGGACAGGCCCUGACGGCCACCGAGGGACCGGCCUACAGCCAGUCGGCCAUCUGCAGGUUCGAGAAGCUGGACAUCACCCCCAAGAGCGCCCAGAAGCUGAAACCGGUGCUGGAGAAGUGGUUGAGCGAAGCUGAGCUCCGUAACCAAGAGGGGCAACAAAACCUGAUGGAAUUCGUCGGGGGGGAACCCUCCAAAAAACGGAAACGCCGUACCUCCUUCACCCCCCAAGCCAUCGAGGCUCUCAAUGCCUACUUCGAGAAGAACGCCUUGCCCACCGGCCAAGAGAUCACCGAGAUCGCCAAGGAGCUCAACUACGACCGCGAAGUCGUCCGCGUCUGGUUCUGCAACCGCCGGCAGACCCUCAAAAACACCAGUAAACUCAACGUCUUUCAGAUCCCCUAA
Haliaeetus leucocephalus (bald eagle) is the source of this 1970-nucleotide messenger RNA. RefSeq names its product POU class 6 homeobox 1 (gene POU6F1). Bases 126 to 1970 code for a protein of 614 amino acids. Gene Ontology annotation, biological process: regulation of transcription by RNA polymerase II. NCBI's taxonomy places the organism in Eukaryota, Metazoa, Chordata, Aves, Accipitriformes, Accipitridae. Gene Ontology annotation, molecular function: RNA polymerase II cis-regulatory region sequence-specific DNA binding; DNA-binding transcription factor activity, RNA polymerase II-specific. The transcript has 11 exons. The record is from RefSeq and is a predicted model, not a curated record.